This is a messenger RNA of Aspergillus niger, 1695 nucleotides long. RefSeq lists its product as uncharacterized. The transcript is spliced from 3 exons. Lineage: Eukaryota; Fungi; Ascomycota; Eurotiomycetes; Eurotiales; Aspergillaceae. The record is from RefSeq and is a predicted model, not a curated record. Gene Ontology annotation, cellular component: nucleus. Bases 1 to 1695 code for a protein of 564 amino acids. Gene Ontology annotation, molecular function: protein binding; histone methyltransferase activity; zinc ion binding.
AUGGUCAUCGAUCUUACGGUCGACUCAGACUCAGAGGAGAGAAAUGAGAAUCAUGUGCCAUCUUCAGCACCACCUCUUCAGAACAACACCCCCAAGUCUCCUUCCACUCUCACCCACCGCCCUGCGUCCUCAGUUCCCUUGAAAAGGAAAUCUGAAGAUGCAGAGGAACUGCUGGCAUCCUUCCUGCCCCGCCGGCCGCAAUCACAGCCGCGGUCUUUUUCCCAACCACAGUCGGCAAACCGCGCCAAUCAGCACGCCAUCUCUAUCGAAAUAGAGGAUGACGAUGAUGAUGACGAGGAUGUCAAGCCUGUUCAGAUUCGGCGCAGAGUUACAGCUGCUCGAACCUCCUCCUUUAAUCCUAACGCCAUCUCUGCUAGUAAGGAAAACAGACCUCUGCAGAUCAAGUCUAAUGCAACAUCUACUCGCUCAUCGUCACCCUUCAAUCUCACGACCACCAAUCACGAUCACCGCCGCAGCCAAGACCGGGAUGAAGACAGAAAGCAGAGAUCCCUCUUAAGCACCCGUCGGUCCAUAUCAUUUCAAACCCCCAGUCCCGGCCCUAUCUCUCUCAGCGUAGUAAUUCCCUCGCCUUCUCGGCGCCAGCAACAAGAACUCGAUUCAGCCGAAGUGAUCUCCGUCCCUUCUCCAAUUGGCCUCUCCGAGAACUUCUAUCCAACCGACGCAUAUGAGAAACGCGCCUUGAAAGGCGCAUACCCUGUGGCCCGAAAAGUCAAUCGAGCAGCCAUCCCAUUCACUAUCGGCGCCCCUGGCCCGCUGUUGACUUCUAAGCCGGAUAUCAGCGCACAGCUGCACCAAACCCUGCAGCAGAAGCUCGCAAAGAUCCGAGGCCCCAAAGUAACCUUUGCAUCUGGGGACCAGCACCAGCUAGCGCAGUUCGCAGCCAACUUUGAGUUCGUUAAUGCAUACAAGCUACGACAAGGGGUCACGCCUGUUCCAGAGGAGUUCCUUGCGGGAUGUAGCUGUGACGGAUUCUGCGAUCCAGCAAGAUGUCUUUGUCUCAGCAAAGAAGAGGAGACCAAUGACCCAAUGGUGCCGUAUAAGCGGGCUGACGAUGAUGGGCGAUUGUUGGUUCUCACCCCGGAGUUCCUAAAACGAAAAGCCAUGAUCUACGAGUGUAGUUCGAGAUGUGGAUGUGAUGAGCGGUGCUGGAAUCGGGUGGUGCAGAAUGGCCGGACGGUACGGCUAGAGAUUUUCCAGACCGGUAAUCGAGGGUUCGGCCUCCGCUCCCCCGACCACAUUCGCGCAGGUCAAUUCAUCGACUGCUACCUCGGGGAGGUCAUCACCAAAGAAGUGGCCGACAUCCGCGAAGACGUCGCGACAUCUCAAAACAGACACUCGUAUCUAUUCAGUCUCGACUUUCUCGCCACCGGCGAAGACAGCAAAUACGUAGUAGACGGACACAAAUUCGGUGGUCCAACGCGAUUCAUGAAUCACUCAUGCAACCCUAACUGUCGCAUGAUUACCGUGACCCGCAACCACGCUGACGAUUACCUGUACGACUUGGCUUUCUUCGCUUUUAAAGAUGUGCCGCCUAUGACGGAACUGACAUUUGAUUAUAAUCCCGGCUGGGAGAAAGUCAAGAAAGUUGAUCCGAAUGCCGUUCCUUGCCUCUGUGGGGAGAGUAAUUGUCGAGGUCAGCUGUGGCCGAAUCAGAGGAAGGCGAAGAGGGGGUGA